This is a messenger RNA of Aegilops tauschii subsp. strangulata, 1341 nucleotides long. RefSeq lists its product as uncharacterized. The record is from RefSeq and is a predicted model, not a curated record. NCBI's taxonomy places the organism in Eukaryota, Viridiplantae, Streptophyta, Magnoliopsida, Poales, Poaceae.
AUGGACAGGAAGGGGAAAGGAAUGGCAAAGAAGAAGGGCAUAGAUUUGAAGAGAUACUUUGAGGUACUUGGUGGUAGUCGCAGCAGCUCCAACUCCAAUCCAAGUACAAGGGAAAGUGGCAAUGCUGCGGGCCAAUCUGUUCAUCAAAGUCAAGUGAAUACUGCGGAAACAGAGAAUGCAAAUUCCUUGCCCUCUCAACAAGUGGAAGAACAGAUUCCAGAUUCCGUCGAAGCCAUGGUCGAGGAGAAUGUUGAGGUUCUAGGAGAUGAAGGAACCAUGCAAAAAGAACUUGCUAAAUAUUGUGCAAUGGCGGUCACCAAAGCAAUCAAAGAAGAGAUGGAUGGUUGUCUUUUCACUGUUCUUAUUGAUGAGUGCCGUGAUAUUUCAGUGAAAGAGCAAAUGGCUGUGGUUGUCAGGUUCUUAAGUAAAAAAGGAGAGACCAUUGAAAGAUUUUUGGGUAUCAAGCAUGUCCCAGAUACAACAUCAGCAUCUUUGAAGAAGGCUCUGUUGGAGGUUUUUGGUAAACAUGGUUUGCUUGUUGCAAAAUUGCGAGGGCAAGGGUAUGAUGGUGCAUCUAAUAUGAGAGGAGAAUUCAACGGCCUUCAAAAGUUAAUCCGUGAUGAGAAUCCAUAUGCUUUCUAUAUUCACUGCUUUGCCCACCAACUACAAUUGGUAGUUGUUGCUGUUUCGAGAUGUUGCAAGGGCGUUGAGGAUUUUUUUGAGUAUGUGACCAUGAUUGUCAAUGUAAGUGGUUCAUCUUGCAGGAGGAAGGAUAAAUUGCUUGAUAAGCAAAAGCAGAUCCUUUUGGAUAAGAUUGAGAGGGUGAUAGAAGUUUUGGGCAUUGUUGAGGAGGAUGUGCGUGUUCCAUGUAGGGCAGGAGGUUUGGUUCAUCAAAUGGAGACUUUCAGCUUCGUGUUCAUCCUAAAGAUGAUGUUAAAAAUCCUUCGUAUGACAAAUGAUCUAUCUCUUCUAUUGCAAAAGAAGGAUCAAAAUGUUGUUCAGGCUAUGUCAUUGGUUACGGAUGUGAGAACACGUUUGAUCAAUUGGAGAAAUGAUGGUUGGGAGACACUCUUGGAAGAUGUCAAAGCAUUCUGCACCAAAAAUGAAAUUCCUAUACCAAGUAUGGAUGACACCUUCACAAAAUGGGGGAAAUCAAGAAAAGGUGGAAGAAACAAUGUCACUGCUGAUCAUUUUUUCCGUGUGGACACCUUCUAUGUUGCUAUAGACUCCAUCACCACGGAGUUUGAUCAUCGUUUUAAUGAGAGAUUUAUCAUGAGGAUUUCUCUAGUUAUGACCGUGAGCAUAUACAAGAUCAUCUUGAGCUAUUCAUUAUUCAUAUGA